Messenger RNA from Neofelis nebulosa (Clouded leopard), 454 nucleotides. It is a transcript of the gene ZNF593OS, whose product is annotated as ZNF593 opposite strand. The transcript is spliced from 4 exons. The record is from RefSeq and is a predicted model, not a curated record. Bases 146 to 334 code for a protein of 62 amino acids. NCBI's taxonomy places the organism in Eukaryota, Metazoa, Chordata, Mammalia, Carnivora, Felidae.
AGCUGCUCCUGAAGCUGGCAGGAUGGGCAGGCGGGGGAAGGGACCAGAUUUAAAGGUUCAGCUGCCCCACCCCCUGCCAGACCUGGGAGGGCAGACGCUGGUGAGCAUCCUCUGAGGCCGCCAAGGAAGACUAGUAGCACCCACCAUGAGAUUUCGACGCCUGACCCCUGGCUACUUCCGGGUGCUACAGAUGCAGAUAGCUGGGGAGCUCAAAGCAGAGCCCCGGAGUCCACUGGCCGGGGUAGUGGCUACACUGCUGGCUGUCCUUGGACUGGGUGGCUCCUGCUAUGCUGUCUGGAAGAUGGUGGGGCAGCGGCGGCCGCCACAGGCCUGAUGAUAAAGCCAGGCCCGGCCGGGACUCACGCGCAGGCCAGACAGCGAUGCAGGCCGCCCCCUGGCAGGUCGGGGUCGGGCUCGGAGCCCAGGUCUGGACGAGACCGUGCGGGAACCUGGG